AUUUAGUCGGAUCAUUCGGUCGUUUUUUCGGAUUGUGCGAUUUUCCGGCAAGAUAAACAGCUUCAUGGCGGUCCCGUUGAAGAAAGGGCUGCAGCUCAAGCAGUGGGUCCUUGGCGAGAAGCUCGGCAGCGGCGCCUGCAGCGAUGUGUACGAAGUCGCACCUCUCAAGGGCAACGGCGGGCAAAGAUAUGCCAUGAAGGUCUCGCCGAUCCCGGCGCCGACAGUGGGCAAGAAGAAGCGCAAAAAGACGCACGCAGACCGCAGCGCCGAUGCGCUCUACGCCGAGCACUUGCUGUACGUCAACAGCCUUGCCGGCCAUGCGGGAAUCCCGACACUGCCAGCCACUGGUGCGUACGGCGAGGACAAAGGAUAUCGCUUCCUCGUGCUCGAGCGACUCGGCCGUACGCUCGAAGACGUCAAGGUGGCGCACGGCCGACUGCCAGAGAUAAGCGUCGCCCGUCUUGGCCUCGAGAUCAUGGCGAUUCUCCAGCACAUUCACUCGAAGCGGCUCCUCUUUGUCGACGUCAAGCCCGAGAACUUUAUGCUCAACACGGCGCCCGAGACGACAGUCUACUGCGUCGACUUUGGCAUCGCCGAGCGCUUCCUUCUCGUCACUGGCGCCCACAAGCCGUUCAAGACGGGCGGUGUCGUCGGGACGCCGACUUUCCUGAGCGUAAACUGCCACGAAGGCAGCACCCCGAGCCGUCGAGACGACAUUGAGGCGCUUCUCUACGUGUGCCUCUACCUCGUGCGCGGGGACCUCCCGUGGCAAGGCGCCGCGUCCGACCAAGACGGCGCGCGGCUCAAGCGAGCGACGGCGCUCCCCGACCUCUGCCGUGGCUUAUCUCCCGAGUGGUCCAAGCUCGUGACGUUGAUCCGAGCGUGUGGCUUUGAAGACGCUCCCGACUAUGCUGCGAUCGAAGACGGCCUCGCACGCAUUUGCGGGUCGACGUCGCGCACGGGCACCUAUGCCUGGGGCGCGCAUACAACAGCAGCAGCCACCACGACAGCCUCCGCCAAGGGCCGCCCGUCGCCCGCCAAGAAGCAGAAAGGACAGACACGCAAGACACCCGUCGUCAUCGACGACGACGACGACGAGUCGUUGGAGGAGGCGCCGGCUCCAGCCAAAGCCAAAGCCAAAGCCAAGGCCAAGCCCACGAAGCGCACGGUGGCGCCAGCCAAACAUUCACCUCCCGCCGUGUCAACGCGUCGUCUGGAGGCCGCGACGCGGGCUGUGGGCGCAGCGGCGGCGGCCAGUGCGGCAUCUGGCAUUGCGACGCGCACACGCUCGUCGGGCCCAAGCGCCAGCUCGAGUGUCGCAUCCUAAGUUCUAAGACCGCUUAUGUCGGCGCGAAUAGCAUGCCUUGCGUGUCUCCUCGAUAAGGGGCAAACGAGCUCGAUGUUGAGAG
This is a messenger RNA of Saprolegnia diclina VS20, 1409 nucleotides long. Its product is annotated as CK1/CK1 protein kinase. Bases 65 to 1327 code for a protein of 420 amino acids. Gene Ontology annotation, molecular function: protein serine/threonine kinase activity; ATP binding. Gene Ontology annotation, biological process: peptidyl-serine phosphorylation; endocytosis; signal transduction. The transcript has 6 exons. Gene Ontology annotation, cellular component: cytoplasm; nucleus. The record is from RefSeq and is a predicted model, not a curated record. Lineage: Eukaryota; Oomycota; Saprolegniomycetes; Saprolegniales; Saprolegniaceae.